AUAAGGACCCUACAGCCACAUUCUUCCCUGUGCAUUCGUCUCCCUUUUGGGCUCUCCCCCUUUUAUGUAAUCGAUUUGGAGUAUUUGCUCCAACAAGUAGUUUCCAGUCUUGAAGUCAGCAUGGAGAUGAAUUCCUCAGCGCUUUGUGCUUUGGCUAUUGUUCUGUUGGCAUUUGUAGAUUUGAAAAUAGUCUCUGCUGCUGAAACUGGAGGCAAAUCUACAGUACCGAUCCUCCAGAAGGCAGGUCACUGCCCGCGGCUUCUGAACGUCGUGCCGUCACACAAGGGAUGCGUCUGCGAUGAGGACUGUCCUGGAGAUGACAAGUGCUGUGUCUUUGACUGUGGUGCCGUGUGUGUCCCACCUGCCUUCACAAAGCCAGGAGUGUGCCCUCGCAGACUAUGGGGCUCAGGGAUGUGUGCUGAGUUCUGUUCCAACGACAGUGACUGCGCCAAUGAUGAAAAAUGCUGCCACAACGGAUGUGGGCAUGAGUGCAUUGCACCUUACACAGUGAAGCCCGGUCGAUGUGCCCUGCCCAAGGGGACCCCCAUGUGUGCUGAGUACUGUUACCAUGACGGUCAGUGCCCAGAGGAACAGAAGUGUUGCCGGACAACCUGCGGCCACGCCUGUAGCGAGCCAUGCUCAUAGGACAGCAAGGUUUGGGUCGGGAAAUUAGUGACAACGCUAAUAGACUCCUCAAAUCCUUCAUUUCUACAAAAAAAUAAGAGUUCUCUUCCAAGAACAGGAAUGCUUCAGGUUUUUUUUUCUUUUCUUGUUUGUAUUCCAAUCAAUAAAAUGGUCUGUGUAGCCUUUAAAUACAUUCCUGUGCAUUUA
Molecule: messenger RNA, 831 nt
Organism: Coregonus clupeaformis (lake whitefish)
Lineage: Eukaryota; Metazoa; Chordata; Actinopteri; Salmoniformes; Salmonidae
Product: whey acidic protein
Exons: 4
Coding region: 121-645 (174 amino acids)
Biological process (GO): antibacterial humoral response; innate immune response
Cellular component (GO): extracellular region
Molecular function (GO): peptidase inhibitor activity
Source: RefSeq, a predicted model, not a curated record